Staurois parvus is the source of this 3003-nucleotide messenger RNA. The record is from the annotation of a GenBank genome assembly. NCBI's taxonomy places the organism in Eukaryota, Metazoa, Chordata, Amphibia, Anura, Ranidae.
AUGGCUGCUGAAACACUAAAUUUUGGGCCGGAAUGGCUCCGUGCACUAUCCAGUGGGGGAUCCAUUGCUUCCCCUCCUCCCUCCCCCGCUAUGCCAAAGUAUAAACUGGCGGAGUAUCGCUAUGGAAGAGAGGAGAUGUUGGCACUUUAUAUAAAAGAGAACAAGGUUCCAGAUGAGAUGCAAGACAAGGAGUUUGCUGUGAUUCUGAACGAGGAGCCCCUACAGCCUCUGGCUCUCCUGCCUCUUACAGAGGAUGAGCAGAGGAACUUCUCAAUGUCGGUGAAUAGUGUCCCGGUCCUGAGGCUAAUGGGAAAGGGUGCCGUGCCACCUAGUGGAGGAGCAUCCAGAGGCCGUGGCACAGCACGUGGAAGGGGCCGCGGACGCGCUGAUGCGGGUGUAUACCAGCGCGCUGUAGAUGAUGGAGACUCCGGAUUUGGCCGUGGAGGACGGGAAAUUCACCGGAGUCAGAGCUGGGAUGACAGAGGGGACAGAAGAUUUGAGAAGCCCAUCCGGAGAGAAAGCUGUGCGAGUCGGGUUUGAGGAAGCCGCUCCUUCUUCACGGAAGGAAUUCGCCCGCUCGGACAGCGAUAACUGGCGCACGUUGCGUGACGGGCAGGAGGAAGACGAGGAUGGGAAUUGGAGGCUGUCUGUGUCCCGGAGAGAUGACCGCUGGAGGUCACUACCAGCCCCGGAGGGGGAGCAGAGGGUCCCCGCUCCGCUGGAUGGAGGGAUCACGGUGACCGUCGCAGGAAGUUCGAUUUCGAAAUGGUGCGGGAGGAAGGCAGUUCAACGCAGCGCGGAGGAAGAGGUUCAGAUAGCACACAGGAGGAUGAGAGGGACGGCCUUCCCGAAUGGUGUAUGGAGGAUGAGGAUGAUGAGAUGGGAACCUUCGACUCCUCUGGGGCCUUCUUAUCCUUCAAGAAAAACCCCAAGGAGACCAUUGUGGAGGAGCAGGAGCUGGAGUUCCAGGGGGUGGAUGAAGAAGAAGAGGAAGAGAAGGCGGAUAGCACAGGAGACAAGCUUAAUGGAGAAGAUCUGUCGGUCCCCUCUGAAGAAAUCUCCCAGGAGCCUUCCUCUUCCUCUCCUGACUCAGCCAAUCCCCUGUGGUCAUCGGGGAUGUUCGGGGAGUUGGAGAGCGAUCGAUGCCCGGAGAUUUCCUCCACCCCUGAAGCAGAAGGUGCAAUUCCCGGCGAGCAGACUCCGCUCCCAGCUGACGAUGGUGGAGAUUCUGGACCCUUUAUUCCCUCCCCCCUGUCCUCUUUGCCGCCUCCUUCCUCUAGUCCCCCCAUUGCUGCUACUGAAUUCUCUGUGGGGGAUCCAGAGGAGGACGAAGGCAUGAAGCAUCUCCAGCAGGAAGCGGAGAAGUUGGUGGCUUCUCUGCAGGAUUCUUCCCUGGAGGAAGAUGGCUUCUCUUCCACCCGCUCUCACAGUGCUGCUGCUCUGCCCCUCAGCCACGAGGCUGCCAUGAAAUGGUUCUACAAGGACCCUCAGGGGGAGAUCCAAGGUCCAUUCAGUACGCAGGAAAUGGCUGAAUGGUGCCAAGCUGGGUACUUUACCAUGUCACUGUUAGUGAAGAGAGGAUGUGACGAAGGCUUCCAGCCCCUGGGUGAGGUCAUCAAGAUGUGGGGACGGGUUCCCUUCGCUCCUGGGCCCUCCCCACCACCCUUACUGGGUAACAUUGAUCAGCAGUGCCUGAAGAAACAGCAGGAGCUCGCCCUCUACCAACAGCUGCAACACCAGUAUCUGCUGCAACUGCUUAGCAGACAGCAGUACUCCCAGCAGAAAUCCGGAGAUCUGACUCCGCAGCAGCAGCAGCAAUUGACACUGUUCCUCCAGCAACUGAACCCUUCAAAGUCCAGAGGUUCCGAUGCUGCCCUCCUUCCCUCUAUGAACAGAUCUCUCUCUGUGCCAGACACUGGAUCCCUAUGGGAUCUGAAUACCUCAAACACAACGACUGCAGGUGCGGACCCCAAUCUGUGGGACCUGCCAGUCACAGCUGUAUCUCAGGGGCCAAUAUUGGAGCAGCUGCAACUGCAACAGAAGUUGCAGGAGCGCAGAGACGCAGAACUCAGGGCUAAGCGUGAGGAGGAGGAGAGGAAGAGGAGGGAAGAGAAAAGGAGACAAGAAGAACAGAAGAGGAGAGACCAGGAGGAGGAGAUGUACAGAAGGAAGCAGUGCCGCCAGCAACAGGAAUUGCUUCUGAAACUCAUCCAGCAGAGCGGACAACAAGCUCCAUCUCCUCAAGUGUGGGCAGCUCAUAACAAGGGGCUCUCCCUGAAAGCCAUGUUGGAGAUGCAGGAGAGAGAGGGGCAGCUUCUAAAACAAAGAGGACAGACGUCCCGCAAUGUGCAUGGAGGUCUGGGGAUGAGUGGUGCCUCUGUCAUUCCUUCCCAAUGGGGGUCUGAUUCAGGCUCUCUGUGGGGAGGUCUGGAGAAGAGCCCUUGGGAGGAGAGUGUGAAAAGUGGAGCAAGUGCCAGAGGUCUGCGGAACAGUAGGAGUAGCCCAUCACUGACGGACUCGUAUGCGGUCAGUGCUCGCCGCAAGAAGACGGAUGAGGAAGAAAAGCUCUUAAAACUCCUUCAGGGAAUCAAACCGUCGGAUGGCUUCACUCAGUGGUGUGAGCAGAUGCUACAUAUGAUCAAUACAUCCAACAAUUUGGACGUUCCUACGCUGGUGGCCUUUCUGAAGGAGCUGGAGUCUCCGUACGAUGUUCACGACUACAUCCGCUCCUGUCUUGGGGAAACGCUUGAAGCCAAAGAAUUUGCUAAACAGUUUUUAGAACGAAGAGCGAAGUACAAAGCCAGCCAGCGACAGCAGCAGGAAGCUGCCUGGAUGGCUCCUCCCAUGUUUCCAGCAACCCAAAAUUCCAAGCCAGGCAGCGGAUACGACGUACAGAGCAGCAAGAUGAAGAGGCGGAUACACAUGUUACACUCGGAUCCCAGCAUCCUGGGUUACUCUCUUCACGGCUCCCCAAACGAGAUGGAGGCUAUAGAUGACUACUGA